This is a messenger RNA of Choloepus didactylus (southern two-toed sloth), 1383 nucleotides long. Its product is annotated as armadillo repeat-containing X-linked protein 3-like. The record is from RefSeq and is a predicted model, not a curated record. The transcript has a single exon. Gene Ontology annotation, molecular function: protein binding. Lineage: Eukaryota; Metazoa; Chordata; Mammalia; Pilosa; Megalonychidae. Gene Ontology annotation, cellular component: mitochondrion.
UCCUCACUGCUGUGGUCUCUCUGCAGAUCGGAAAGGUUGUUGGGCGUGGCAACCUCCAGGGGAGGAAAGAAGGAGCGAAUUACCCAGUCUUGUGGAGGUCUACCUCCAGUAUCAGCUAUUGUGGCCUUGAAGUGGCUGAAGACCACCACGCUCCAUAGGCCUGUACCCAGGCCCACAGCCAUCUUCUCCCAGCCCAAGUGACUGCUCUAUUCCUUGGUCCCUGCUGUUGUCAGGGACGAUUGCAUGGGCUACGCCAGGAAAGUAGGCUGGGUGACUGCAGGACUGGUGAUUGGGUCUGGUGCUUGCUAUUGCAUUUAUAAACUGACCCGGGGAAGAAAACAGAACAAGGAGAAAAUGGCCGAGGGUGGAUUUGGGAAUGGGGAUGAUGCUGGGGACUGUUCUGGGGUCAGGUACAAUGACUAGUCUGAUGAUGAUGGUGACAACAAUGAGAACAAGGAUAUAGUAUGGUACCCACCUUGGGCCCGGAUUGGGACUGAGGCCGGUACCAGAGCUAGAGCCAGAGCAAGGGCUAGGGCCACCUGGCCAUGUUGGGCUGUUCAGAAACAGGCUUCUCCCAAUUCAGAUGAUACUAUUUUGUCUCUUCAACAGCUGCAGAAAGUGCUUUGCUUGGUUGAAAUGGCUGAAAAGCCUUAUAUUCUUGAAGCAGCUUUAAUUGCUCUGGGUAACAAUGCUGCUUAUGCAUUUAACAGAGAUAUUAUUCGUGAUCUGGGUGGCCUCCCAAUUGUUGCAAAGAUUCUCAAUACUCAGGAUCCCAUAGUUAAGGAAAAAGCUUUAAUUGUUCUGAAUAACUUGAGUGUGAACGCUGAAAAUCAGCGCAGGUUUAAGAUAUACAUGAAUCAAGUGUGUGAUGACACAGUCACUUCUCGCUUGAACUCAUCUGUGCAGCUGGCUGGACUAAGAUUGCUUACAGAUAUGACUGUUACUAAUGAGUAUCAGCACAUGCUUGCUAAUUCCAUUUCAGACUUUUUUCGUUUAUUUUCAGCGGGAAAUGAAGAAACCAAACUUCAGGUUUUGAAACUCCUUUUGAAUUUGGCUGAAAAUCCAGCCAUGACUAGAAAACUGCUCAGGGCCCAAGUACCAUCUUCACUGGGAUCCCUCUUUAAUAAGAAGGAGAACAAAGAGAUUAUUCUUAAACUUCUGGUCAUAUUUGAGAAUAUAAGUGACAAUUUUAAAUGGGAAGAAAAUGAACCUACUCAGAAUCAGUUCAGUGAAGGUUCACUCUUUUUCUUGUUAAAAGAAUUUCAAGUGUGUGCUGAUAAAGUUCUGGGAAUAGAAAGUCACCAUGAUAUUUUGGUGAAAGUAAAAGUUGGAAAAUUCAUGACCAAACUGGCAGAGCAUAUGUUCCCAAAGAGCCAGGAAUAA